Molecule: messenger RNA, 7905 nt
Organism: Acomys russatus (golden spiny mouse)
Lineage: Eukaryota; Metazoa; Chordata; Mammalia; Rodentia; Muridae
Gene: Nsd1
Product: nuclear receptor binding SET domain protein 1
Exons: 24
Coding region: 281-7558 (2425 amino acids)
Biological process (GO): regulation of DNA-templated transcription
Cellular component (GO): chromatin; nucleus
Molecular function (GO): histone H3K36 methyltransferase activity; protein binding
Source: RefSeq, a predicted model, not a curated record
GGCGGCGGAGGAGGAAUAGGCCGGGGCAGGUCGCGUUCGCUGCCUUCUUGCCUGAAGAGAGACGAGGGGGGAGGGGGGUGCGGCGAGCGGCUCGUCUCCCUCUCCCUCCGUCUGUCCUCCGCUCUGCUCGCGCCCCAGUGUAAUGAGGGUCACCCCCUCCCCCCCCAGCUGGCCCGGGAAGGGGGCGCGGGGCACGGUUGAUGCGGGCACAGUAUGGAUCAGACUUGUGAACUAUCUAGAAGAAAUUGUUUGCUGUCCUUUUCUAAUCCAGUGAAUUUAGAUGCCCCCGAAGACAAGGACAGCCCUUUCGGAUGAUCCAGAUUCCAGCACCAGUACAUUAGGAAACAUGCUAGAAUUACCUGGAGCUUCAUCAUCAACUACUUCACAGGAAUUGCCAUUUUGUCAACCGAAGAAAAAGUCUACACCACUGAAAUAUGAAGUUGGAGAUCUCAUUUGGGCAAAAUUCAAGAGACGCCCAUGGUGGCCCUGCAGGAUUUGUUCUGAUCCAUUGAUUAAUACGCACUCAAAAAUGAAAGUUGCCAAUAGGAGGCCCUAUCGAGAGUACUACGUGGAGGCCUUUGGAGACCCUUCUGAAAAAGCCUGGGUGGCCGGAAAAGCAAUUGUUAUGUUUGAAGGCAGGCAUCAAUUUGAAGAACUACCUGUCCUUAGGAAAAGAGGGAAACAGAAAGAAAAAGGAUAUAGGCAUAAGGUUCCUCAGAAAAUUUUGAGUAAAUGGGAAGCCAGUGUUGGUCUUGCUGAGCAAUACGAUCUUCCAAAAGGAUCUAAGAACCAAAAAUGUGUUGCUAGUUCAAUCAAGAUGGACAGUGAGGAAGAUAUGCCGUUUGAGGACUGUACAAAUGAUCCUGAAUCAGAACAUGACCUGUUGCUUAAUGGCUGCUUGAAGUCUUUGGCUUUUGAUUCUGACCAUUCUGCAGAUGAAAAAGAAAAGCCCUGUGCCAAGUCUCAAGUUAGAAAGAGCUCUGAUAAUAUAAUAAAAAGGACUAGUGUGAAAAAGGGCCUCAUGCCAUUUGAAGCACACAAAGAGGAGCAGAGGGGGAAAAUUCCAGAGAAUCUUGGCUUAGAUUUUAUCUCUGGGGGUGUGUCUGAUAAACAGGCUUCUAAUGAACUUUCCAGGAUAGCGAGCAGUCUAUCAGGACCUAGUACUGCACCGGGAGGUUUCCUCUUUUCUUCAUGUGGACAGAACACUGCUAAGACAGAUUUUGAGACUUCAAAUUGUGAUUCUUUAUCGGGUUUGUCUGAGAGUACUUUACUCCCCAAACAUUCUGGAGAGAAAAAGAAACUCCAACCAGGCCCAGUAUGCAGCUCAAAAGUACAACUCUGCUAUAUAGAAGCUGGUGAUGAGGAAAAGCGAAGUGAUUCUGUUAGUGUAUGUACCACUUCUGAUGAUGGGAGCAGUGAUCUGGAUCCUGUAGAAAACAACUCAGAAUUUGUUAACACUGUCCUUGAAAUUACAGAUGCCUUUGAUAGAACAGAGGAUGCUUUAUCCAUGCAUGAAAAUGAAACAAAGUAUUCUAGAUAUCAUGCCACAAACAGGGUAAAAGAGAAACAGAAAUCCCUCAUUACUAAUUCACAUAUAGACCACUUGGUGGAUUCUAACAAGAGAGCUGAGCCCAGAACUGCUGAGAUGUCUCAGGUCAAUCUUUCUGAUCUUAAAAUCUGUAGUCCUCUUCCCAAAUCCCAACCAGAAUUUAGACAUGAUGAUCUCACUACAAAAUUCUGUGCACCGCCAGGUGUUUGUAGUGAAAACUCAGUGACAAAAGGUGAGGCUACAAACCAACCUCUGUUACCUUUGAAAUACAGACAGCCCAAGUUCCGAAGCAUGAAAGGUAAGCAUAAAGAGAGCCCAGCUGUUGCAGAACCAGCAGCUACAGAUGAGGACCCCAGCUUGAAAUGCUGUUCUGCUGAUACCAAUGGCUCUCCUUUGGCCAGCAUAUCCAAAAGUGGGAAAGCAGAGGGGCUAAAACUACUGAGCAAUAUGCAUGAGAAAACCAGAGAUUCAAGUGAUAUAGAAACAGCAGUGGUAAAGCAUGUUUUGUCAGAAUUGAAGGAACUCUCUUACAGAUCGUUGAGUGAGGAUGUCAGUGACUCUGGAACAUCAAAGUCAUCAAAGCCAUUACUAUUUUCUUCUGCUUCUAGUCAGAAUCAUAUACCCAUUGAACCAGAUUACAAAUUUAGUACAUUGCUAAUGAUGCUCAAAGAUAUGCAUGAUAGUAAGACAAAGGAGCAGCGGUUAAUGACUGCUCAAAAUCUGGCUUCCUACCGUACUCCAGACCGUGGGGACUGUUCUUCUGGUAGCCCUGUAGGAACAUCUAAGGUUUUGGUGUUAGGUUCCACACACAAUUCUGAAAAACCUGGAGACAGCACUAAGGACUCUGUCCGCCCUAGUCCUAGUGGGGGUGACUCUGCAUUGUCUGGAGAACUGUCUUCUUCCCUCCCCAGCUUAGCUGCUGACAAAAGAGAACCCCCUGCUUGUGGUAAAAGUCGUUCAAACUGUAUUCCAAGGCGUAACUGUGGUCGAGCAAAGCCAUCAUCCAAAUUGAGAGAAACUAUUUCAGCCAAGAUAGCAAAACCCCCAGGAAACCCAAAAGCCUUAAAGACAGAGCGAAAGAGAAAGUUGAACCACCGCCUUCCAGCUGUGACCCUUGCAGCUAACCACCUGGGAGACAAAGAAAGUGGAGGCUCAGUGAAUGGCCCAUCAAGGGAUGGGGCAGAAGAUCUUCCACAAGAGGAGCCUCUUCAACAAAUGGGCCAUUUAAGAAAUGAAGACACCCAUUUUUGUGAUGUCCUUUUUGAUAGCAAGGUUAAACAAUGUGACUCUGAUAAGAUUCUUGAAAAAGAACCUUCUUUUGAGAACAGAAAAGGCCCAGAGCUGGGCCCUGAAAUGAACAGUGAGAAUGAUGAGCCUCAUGUUGUUAAUCAGGUGGUGCCUAAAAAGCGCUGGCAGCGAUUAAACCAAAGGCGCCCUAAGCCUGGAAAACGCACUAACAGAUUUAGGGAGAAAGAAAACUCUGAGGGUACCUUUGGAGUCUUGCUUCCUGGUGACACUGUGCCAAAGGGGCAGGAUGAUUUCUUAGAACAAAGAGCUCCUCCUACAAGUAUACUUGAGGACUCUUCAGCGGAUCCCAACCAUGUCAGCCAAUCGGAUUCAGUUGGGCCACGGAUGACCAUUUGUGAUAAAUCCAGUGUCAGCGUGGGUGAUGUGGAAAAGGAGACAGGAAUUCCCAGUUUGACACCACAGAUUAAGCUCCCUGAGCCAGCUAUUCGGUCAGAGAAGAAACGCCUUAGGAAGCCAAGCAAGUGGCUUCUGGAAUAUACAGAAGAGUAUGAUCAAAUAUUUGCUCCUAAGAAAAAACAAAAGAAGGUACAGGAACAAGUGCAUAAGGUAAGCUCCCGCUGUGAAGACGAAAGCCUUCUUGCCCAGUGUCGAUCUAGUAUUCAGAACAAGCAGGUGGAUGAGAGUUCUUUGAUUUCUACUAAAGAAGAGCCUCCAGUUCUUGAAAGAGAGGCUCCGUUUUUGGAAGGGCCGUUGGCUCAGUCAGAUCUUGGAGUCGGACAUGCUGAGUUGCCACAGCUGACCUUGUCUGUUCCUGUGGCUCCAGAAGUCUCUCCUCGGCCUGCCCUUGAGUCUGAGGAAUUGCUUGUUAAGACACCAGGGAAUUAUGAAAGUAAACGUCAAAGAAAACCAACUAAGAAACUUCUCGAAUCCAAUGAUUUAGACCCUGGAUUUAUGCCCAAGAAGGGCGAUCUUGGCCUUUCUAGAAAGUGCUUUGAAGUAGGUCCCUUGGAGAAUGGCAUUGUUGAUUCACGUGCUACACCUCAUUUGAAAGACUUUGGUGGAGGCUCUACCAGGAUAUUUGAUAAGCCAAGGAAACGGAAACGACAGAGGCAUGUUACAACCAAAAUGCACUAUAAAAAAGUGAAAAAGGAGGACUCCUCAAAAGAGGCUCCAAGCUCAGAGGGAGAACUGAUGAUUCACAGGACUGCUGCCAGCCCCAAGGAGAUUCUUGACGAGGGUGUAGAACAUGAUGCUGGGAUGUCUGCAUCUAAAAAAUUGCAGGGUGAGCGUGGUGGAGGAGCAGCACUGAAGGAGAAUGUUUGUCAGAACUGUGAGAAACUGGGUGAGCUGCUGUUAUGUGAGGCUCAGUGCUGUGGGGCUUUCCACCUGGAGUGCCUUGGCCUAACUGAGAUGCCACGAGGAAAAUUUAUCUGCAGUGAGUGCCGUACAGGAAUCCAUACCUGUUUUGUAUGUAAGCAGAGUGGGGAAGAUGUGAAAAGGUGCCUUCUGCCUUUAUGUGGAAAGUUUUACCAUGAGGAGUGUGUCCAGAAGUACCCACCCACUGUCACGCAGAACAAGGGUUUCCGGUGCCCCCUCCACAUCUGUAUAACCUGCCACGCUGCUAAUCCCACCAAUGUAUCUGCUUCUAAAGGUCGUCUGAUGCGCUGUGUCCGAUGUCCCGUGGCAUACCAUGCCAAUGACUUCUGUCUUGCUGCUGGGUCAAAAAUCCUUGCAUCUAACAGUAUCAUCUGCCCUAAUCACUUCACCCCUAGGCGGGGCUGCCGAAAUCAUGAGCAUGUUAAUGUCAGUUGGUGUUUUGUGUGCUCAGAAGGAGGCAGCCUUCUGUGCUGUGAUUCUUGCCCUGCUGCCUUUCAUCGUGAAUGCCUGAACAUUGAUAUCCCUGAAGGAAAUUGGUACUGCAAUGACUGUAAGGCUGGCAAAAAACCACACUACAGGGAGAUUGUGUGGGUGAAGGUUGGCCGAUACAGGUGGUGGCCAGCUGAGAUCUGCCAUCCUCGAGCCGUUCCCUCUAACAUUGAUAAGAUGAGACAUGAUGUGGGAGAGUUCCCUGUUCUCUUCUUUGGGUCGAAUGACUAUCUAUGGACUCAUCAGGCCCGAGUCUUCCCUUACAUGGAAGGGGAUGUGAGCAGCAAAGAUAAGAUGGGAAAAGGAGUUGAUGGAACAUAUAAAAAAGCUCUUCAGGAAGCUGCAGCAAGGUUUGAAGAGUUAAAGGCCCAAAAAGAACUAAGACAGCUGCAGGAAGACAGGAAGAAUGACAAGAAGCCACCACCAUAUAAACAUAUAAAGGUGAACCGUCCUAUUGGCAGGGUACAGAUCUUCACUGCAGACUUGUCAGAAAUUCCCCGUUGCAACUGUAAGGCUACUGAUGAGAACCCCUGUGGGAUAGACUCCGAGUGCAUCAACCGCAUGCUGCUCUAUGAGUGCCAUCCCACAGUGUGUCCUGCUGGAGGGCGCUGUCAAAACCAGUGCUUCAGCAAGCGCCAGUAUCCAGAUGUUGAAAUUUUCCGCACAUUACAGAGGGGCUGGGGUCUCCGGACAAAAACAGAUAUUAAAAAGGGUGAAUUUGUGAAUGAAUAUGUGGGUGAGCUAAUAGAUGAAGAAGAGUGUAGAUCUCGGAUCCGUUACGCACAAGAACAUGACAUCACUAAUUUCUAUAUGCUCACUCUAGAUAAAGAUCGAAUUAUUGAUGCUGGUCCCAAAGGGAACUAUGCUCGGUUCAUGAAUCACUGCUGCCAGCCUAACUGCGAGACACAGAAGUGGUCUGUGAAUGGAGAUACCCGUGUUGGUCUUUUUGCUUUGAGUGACAUUAAAGCAGGCACUGAACUUACCUUCAAUUACAACCUAGAAUGUCUUGGAAAUGGAAAAACCGUCUGUAAAUGUGGAGCCCCGAACUGCAGUGGCUUCUUGGGUGUGAGGCCAAAGAAUCAGCCCAUUGUCACGGAAGAAAAGUCAAGGAAAUUCAAGAGGAAGCCUCAUGGGAAGCGCAGGAGCCAGGGUGAAGUCACAAAGGAAAGAGAGGAUGAGUGCUUCAGCUGUGGGGAUGGUGGUCAGCUCGUCUCCUGCAAGAAGCCAGGCUGCCCGAAGGUUUACCAUGCAGACUGUCUCAAUCUGACCAAGCGACCAGCAGGGAAGUGGGAGUGUCCUUGGCACCAGUGUGACGUGUGUGGGAAGGAAGCGGCCUCCUUUUGUGAGAUGUGCCCCAGCUCCUUUUGCAAGCAGCACCGAGAAGGGAUGCUUUUCAUUUCCAAGCUUGAUGGGCGUCUGUCUUGUACUGAACAUGACCCCUGUGGGCCCAACCCUCUGGAACCAGGGGAGAUCCGUGAGUAUGUGCCUCCCCCAGGGCCGCUGUCUCCAAGCCCCAGCACUCAACUGACAGAACAGUCAUCCGAGAUGGCUACUCAGGGGCCCAAGAUGUCUGAUCAACCACCUACUGAUGCCACCCAGAUGCUGCCACUCUCCAAAAAAGCCCUGACAGGGACUUGUCAGAGGCCACUGCUACCUAAACGACCCCCUGAAAAAACUGACUCUAGUUCCCACCUUUUAGAUAGGGCCAGAGACCUUGCUGGAUCGGGGACCAAAUCCCAGUCCUUGGUAUCCAGCCAGAGGCCACAGGACAGGCCACCUGCUAAAGAAGGACCAAAACCUCAGCCAUCUGAAAGAGCCUCUCCAGUGACCAAGCCAAGCUCCUCACCCCUGGUCAGGUCCCUGCCACUGGAAAGACCUCUGGCAAUGACAGACCCAAGGCUGGAAAAGGCUAUAGGUGCUGUUGGCCCAAAGUCCCAAUCAGUGGAGAAAGCUCCAGCCCCCACUGGCCUGCGACUUUCACCACCAGACAGGCUGUUGACCACCCACAGUCCCAAAGCCCAGAUUUCUGACAGGCCCCCAGACAAAUCCCAUGCCUCUUUGACCCAGAGACUUCCACCUCCUGAGAAAGUACUGUCAGCUGUGGUCCAGUCUCUGGUAGCUAAAGAGAAAGCACUGAGGCCUGUGGACCAGAACACUCAGUCAAAGCACAGAGCUGCUUUGGUGAUGGAUCUCAUAGACCUCACUCCUCGCCAGAAGGAACUGGCAUCUUCUCCUCAUGAAGUCACACCACAGGCUGAUGAGAAGAUGCCGAUGCUGGAGUCAAGCUCACGGCCAUCUAGCAAGGGUCUGGGUCAUAUGCCACGAGCAGUGGAAAAGAGCAGCAUGUCAGAUUCCCUGCAGCCAGCUGGAAAAGUAACAGCUCCUUCAGAACAUCCUUGGCAAGCUGUUAAAUCACUCACCCAGGCCAGACUUCUUUCUCCACCUUCUGCCAAGGCUUUUUUAUAUGAAUCAGCAACCCAAGCCUCAGGAAGAGCUCCUGUGGGAGCUGAGCAGACCCCAGGACCUCCUGGCCCAGCACCAGGCCUGGUUAAACAGGUGAAGCAGCUAUCUAGAGGACUUACUGCCAAGAGUGGGCAGUCCUUCAGGUCUCUUGGGAAGAUCCCAUCUUCCCUCCCCAAUGAAGAGAAGAAGUUGGCAACCACAGAACAGAGUCCCUGGGGCCUGGGAAAAGCCUCACCAGGGGCAGGGCUUUGGCCCAUAGUGGCUGGACAAACACUAGCCCAAGCUUGCUGGUCUGCUGGGGGCACACAGACAUUGGCACAAACUUGCUGGUCCCUUGGAAGAGGGCAAGACCCCAAACCAGAGCAAAAUGCAAUUCAAGCUCUUAACCAGGCUCCUUCUAGUCGCAAAUGUGCAGAAUCAGAACAGAAAUGAUACAGUAAAUGUCACAUAACCAGAAAAGCUGUCCCCAGGGUGCCAUUUGGGGAGGGAAAUCUUCGUUUCUUUUUCCUUCUUGAAAAACAAACAUAUCCCCAACACUUCCACUGUUGUUCUUUCCUUAUACCCCAACACUCAGAACUCUUGUGACAUUAGCCCAUGGGGGCUUGUGGCUGUGUGAACCAUGUAUGGGAAUACGUUGGGCCCCAGUCAAGGAGACAGACAGACUUGAGUCUCUUUGCCCUAACUUUUACAUGUGGUCAACUUCAAAUAAAAAGUCCACUCUGGAAUCAAGCAUGGAAUUCAAUUCCAUUGGUCAAGUUGGAAAGUACAGGGGCUUUCAA